Molecule: messenger RNA, 2091 nt
Organism: Balearica regulorum gibbericeps (East African grey crowned-crane)
Lineage: Eukaryota; Metazoa; Chordata; Aves; Gruiformes; Gruidae
Source: RefSeq, a predicted model, not a curated record
AUGUUUUCUUGUUUUUGUUUCAGCAUUCAGGAUAAUUCCUUCAACACAACAGCUUUAGCAGAGUGUGAUGGGGAUUCAGACUCUGCACAUGAAGAUCAAGCAGCCAGUUCCAGCCCCAGAGAUGAUGAUAACAAAGAAAAUUAUCCGGACAACACUGCUGUCGUAGAGGAAAGGCAGCUGCCUUUGCAAGAUACUCAGCAGCACAAGCAGCAGGCCGUAAUUGACUACGCUGUAAAGCCUGAAAUGGGCAACUUAAAGCUAAGAAAACCUAAGCCCAUUGCAAAGCUAGAAAAUGGGAAAAGCCAUGAGGAAAAUCAGGAGCUGGAAAGUGCAUUGCCAGGCCUUCCAGAGUGGCAGGGGAAGGCUGGAUCCUCAGCUAAUGACUAUGCACAGAACGAGGCUUUCAGAUGCCAGGAAGCAGUCGUGAGAUUUCAACCAAGAAUAGAUCAGAAUACAUGCAUUUCACCAAAAGAAGCAACUGAGCCAUUUAACAGCUUAAAUGAGGAAGAAACUCCUCAGCUGCCGGCACCCAAGGAUCCAGCCCCUUCAUCAGUCCAAACCAGUGUGCAAGCUGAUGGGGCCAGUUAUGGAGAGCCUGUGCCAGCCCACAGAGACUGGCAGAAUGACAUGGACAGCAGCCCACAGGAACAUCACUCCCUUGGGACCAGUCGACUGCUGUAUCACAUUACGGAUGGAGACAAUCCUCUCUUGUCACCACGCUGCUCUAUCUUUAGCCAAAGCCAGAGAUUUAAUCUAGACACAGAGUCUGCCCCUUCUCCACCAAGUGCUCAACCUUUCAUGAUGCCAAGAAGUUCUUCUAGAUGUAACUGUGAAGAGUGCAAAGAACCACAAACAGUAGCACAACUUACCAAGCAUCUUCAGAGUCUCAAGAGAAAAAUUAGGAAGUAUGAAGAAAAGUUUGAGCAAGAAAAAAAAUACCUGCCUUCACAUGGUGACAAGACUUCCAAUCCUGAAGUUCUGAAAUGGAUGAAUGAUUUGGCCAAAGGUCGUAAGCAGCUCAAAGAGCUGAAACUCAGAAUGUCAGAAGAGCAAAACUGUACCUCUAGAGUACCCCAAAGAAAUGAUCGUUGUGAAAGCACUGGGACUCCUAAAGAGGCUGGGACACAGGAGGCCACAAGCAUGGAACCAGCUCCCUCAGUAGAAGAAACCAUGGAUAGUGUAUUGAGACGAUUAAAGGAGAAAAGACAACACUUUAACCUUCCUGAGACUAUUAAGGUAACUAAGCAAGAAAAGAGUAUCAUAAAACCCCUUUAUGACAGAUACAGAAUUAUCAAGAAACUUCUCGCAACUCCAUCUUUGAUCACAACAAUUCAGGAGGAGGAAGACUCAGAUGAAGACCAUCCUCAGAGCAGCCAUGAGGUAUCAUCUGGGCCAAUAUCCUGCCUCCCUGUGGAUGAGCACCUGUGUUACUCUCAGGAGGAGAGUGAGCCUGCAUAUGUUUCACCGCUGGAUGAAAAGAAAGUUUUCAGGCAAACAGCUUUGUCAAUGUCCAAUUUACAUGAGGCAACAAUGCCUGUUCUGCUUGAACAUCUCAGAGAAACAAGAGCAGAUAAGAAAAGGCUUCGCAAAGCUCUGAGGGAGUUUGAGGACCAAUUCUAUAAACAAACAGGAAGGAGUCCUCAAAAAGAAGAUCGGGUGCCAAUGGCCGAGGAAUACUCCGAAUACAAGCACAUGAAAGCCAAAAUCAGGCUCUUGGAGGUUCUCAUCAGUAAGCAUGAUAUUUCCAAAACGAUUUGAAGCAAAUGCAAUGCCGUGAUAUUGUUCUCUAGCAAAAAAACCCAAACAAACAAGUAAUGAAAAAGAGGAAGUAAUUUUACAGGUCUUGGGCUGCUGCACAAUUAUUUGAUACACUGAGAUUUUUGAUGCACUUUACCAAUUAUACUAGCUGAGAUGAGAGAGGACAGCAAUAUGCAAGAAUAUUAAGCACGGGUGAGUGGACUAUAGUAUAUAUUUUUUUCCUUUUGAAAAAGCCUUGAAGUGCACUGUGAGAAUGUUAGAAAUUAAAAGGACAGUGAAGUAUUGUAGAUCCUCAGUUUGACCUGCUCUUAGUUUUAAAAAGUGUGAGGAAAU